Messenger RNA from Fusarium odoratissimum NRRL 54006, 2610 nucleotides. RefSeq lists its product as uncharacterized. The transcript has 2 exons. The record is from RefSeq and is a predicted model, not a curated record. The coding region runs from base 845 to 2272 and encodes 475 amino acids. Lineage: Eukaryota; Fungi; Ascomycota; Sordariomycetes; Hypocreales; Nectriaceae.
UGAUAUUUACGUUUGAUCCAUAGAUUGUCUAAGUAUCUAUUUCUAAUUUCAGAAAAAUGGGUUUGAAGAAUCUCCCACCUCUUAUAUUUAGGUGAAUUUGGUUCGGUUCCAUAUCAGCCGAAAGAGUGUCCUUCUUUUGCUCUCUUCGGCUGCCAUUGCAUUGGAUGGUUGGAUGACUGCUCUCAACACCACUUCACAUGCGACAGUCAUUACUUCUGAUACCACCCAACACUCGGACUCCCCACCAUCUUUAAUUCAUACUCCAAUGACAAGCUUUAAGUGCUCAGCCGGCCUCCGCGGCUCAGCUGCUCACGCCGUCGCCGUUGGAAACAAGGCAGUCAGGCGAACGCAUUGACUGUGAAUAGAAGACAUAUCAUCGCGUCGUCAUCUUAUGCCGAUUUAUUAGCUUCAAGAGGUCUUGAAGUUUACACUCUCAUCAACUCUUCUGCAUUCACUCUCGAUACUCGUCAUUUUAAAGCCCCAUUCAAAGUUAUCGGGAACUUUCUUCGUCUUACCUUCUCCACGCUUUCAUGUCAAAUCUCACUAGACUAUUGGGCUGACAUACUUACGGUUGCUCACGGAUUCUGGCGCCAGUUUCCGGGUGCUACAAUCCUGUCAAACGCUGUGUUCAGCUUUAUCACAGCCUCAACAGACGGCCACCACUGCUGGGAUGCCUCCUAUGCUUCAGUGAAAGCUUGAAAGAGCACCACAUUUAUCGCAGGGUGACCCCUCAAUAUUACAAUAAUACAUCUUUGAUAAAACGAGCGCGGAGUUUAUCUAACAAAACAUCCACGCGAAUUGAUCAAGACAUCAAUUCACACAGGACCAAUAGCGCAAGCUCACAAUGAGCGACAGGGCACAAACACGACCCCGGCCCUCGUGGUCUUCUUCGGAGGGCGCCAUCCAAGAAGCAGUAUCCCAGCAAUCGAAGGUUGAAGACUAUGAAGAAACAAACAGUCAAUCGCCCAGUGAGGGUGCUACUCACUAUCCAACACCGCCUAGUUCGUCAUCCAAAAUGGAGCACACCCGUUCAAACGUUCAACGAACUGUCAACGGGUCCGCCGUUACGCAGCUUACAUCCACCGAUGAUACAGCCGUAACUAAGCCCACUAGCAGCAAGAGAAAGAUGCUAAGGGAAGCUAGGAACAUGAAGAACAAGGGAGCACAUCGACCUGCCAGUAUAUCAUCAUCCGGGCCUGAUCCGCACUUUGUCCCCCAUGAGGCAUUCGCAUCGUCCCCGGAAUCGAGCUAUUUUAAGAAUACUCCCAGCGGACGUCAAGCAGCGCCUUCGGCAUAUGCUCCAACAACUGUUGCCGUUGCCAACUAUCCUCAAUCUCCUGUUAGUGCUAUGUCAUACGCUGGUUGGGGACCAAACCAUACUCCUGCUGGCUACCCGCCAUCACAAGACCCCUUUUCACCUCAGCAAUCGGGUUUUCCGCUAACCGAGCAACCUUAUCAUCCUGGAUUUACAUACGUGAACCAAAAGGCCAGCACAUUGGAGCCUCCUUUUGUCGAUCAAAACCCUUCAUACGAUACUUCUUACCCAGAAACUCAGGACGAAAUGGCUGCGCCUAAUGGCGAGCUUCCCAUCGAAGCUCUGCAUGGAUACGCGUCUAUUGCAGCCAGGAUCUCCGGCCGAGCCGAACCACAACUGAUACCCAUAUAUCGAAGAUUCGAUUGGCUACUUCACCGCAACCUCUUGCGUUAUCAAGACCAACUUGGGAUGUUGGAGGAAGAACUACUACGCAUGGAUUCCAUCACUACACGACUUGGGGGGCAUAUGCCUGUAUCUGCUCGGGAAGAACGGAGGUUUGGCCGCCAGAUCCAUAGAGAUAGGGUUGAUCUUAUGGAAAGAAUAGAUAUUAUUCUUUCCAAGUACAAAAUGGCGAUGUCGACACUGGAAGACAUGCAAAAACGACCGUCGCCAACGAACGACGAAAUACAAGCUUACAGAACUUAUCUGAACCAUAGGCAGAUUUUGAUAGAUGACGAAACUCAAUUCCUUGGUGCGUCAGACCUUGUCGUUCUACCACAUGGGACGGCAACAAAUGUUCCCAGAGUCAAUCAAGCACCACCUGCCGCUCCAAUUGUUCCUCUUAGAACUCUCAUAAACGGGUUUUCUAUGAGUUUUCUCUGUUUAGGGGUAUUGAUGAUGGUUCUUCCUGAUCUCGUAACCCGACUGGUCAUGUUGGUCUGCUAUGGUGUGCUGGUCACUACGAUAUUAUCGACUACCGGACAUCUCAGACGACUGAGACAACUGUUCGAAGGCUAAAUGGGACUUUUUUUUUAUUUCCAGCUCCAAGCUUCCAAGUGAAACCUUUCUCUUGAACGGCGGUUGGAAGAGUUUGAUAAGAGUUGAUGUCAAUACCCAAAUGCUUAGAUUGCGGGUUUACUUUCUUCUUUGUACGAUGAUGGGCAAAAUACGAGCUCGCAAUAUUAUCUUUGAGGACAUGAAAAACUAAUUGCGAUGAGAGUAUCAGGAUAAGAGAGAUAUCAUGAACUUUGUGUACCAAGUUGAGUGCUACAGCUGUCCAAAAACUACUCGCAGCGAACAUCAACACCAAUUUGUCAUCAUCUAGUAUCCAAUCGGGCGAAUGGUUUAGUGGUAUA